UCGAAAAAGAAUAGAAGAAGCAGCGUUUAUAAUUUGAAUUAUAUUGAAAUUUUUGUUUUAGUGAAAGAAGAGAAUGAAAAGCUUCACCUUUUAUCUACUUGUAGUCUUCAUGGCUUUGUUUUCUUCAUUUGCUUUUGCUACUGAUCCAGGUUCCCUGCAAGACUUUUGUGUCGCAGCUGAAAACCCAAAUCAUGCUGUCUUUGUGAACGGUUUAUUCUGCAAGGACCCAAAUCUUGUUGUAGCCGAUGAUUUCUAUCUUUCCCGUUUCAAUAAACCUGGAGUAAUUACGAACCCAGUAGGAUCCAUUGUUACAUUGGAUAAUGUUUUUAUAAUUCCUGGACUUAAUACUCUUGGUCUCUCAGUGGCUCGUGUUGACUAUGCACCAAAGGGAGUUAAUCCACCGCAUACACAUCCAAGAGCAACUGAAGUUUUAACCGUAAUGGAAGGUACUCUUCGGGUUGGAUUUGUCACAUCAAAUCCAGAUAACAAGCUCUUCACCAAAUUGAUUUACAAGGGAGAUGUGUUUGUAUUCCCUCAGGGACUCAUUCAUUAUCAAAUGAACGUGGGGAAAACCCCUGCUAUUGCUAUCUCCUUCUUAAGUAGCCAAAACCCUGGUGUAAAUAGAAUAGGGGACGCUGUUUUUGGUUCCAAACCAUUCAUUGAUGAUUACGUUUUGACGAAGGCUUUUCAAGUUGACAAGAAAUUGGUCGAUAUACUUCAUUCUCAGUGUGUUUAAAUUGGAUAUCGAUUCUGAAUUAUAUGAAUUGCAAUGAUAUAUUUGUACCUAUAAAAUAUU
This is a messenger RNA of Papaver somniferum (opium poppy), 796 nucleotides long. RefSeq names its product putative germin-like protein 2-1. Gene Ontology annotation, cellular component: cell wall. The record is from RefSeq and is a predicted model, not a curated record. NCBI's taxonomy places the organism in Eukaryota, Viridiplantae, Streptophyta, Magnoliopsida, Ranunculales, Papaveraceae. The transcript is spliced from 2 exons. The coding region runs from base 74 to 736 and encodes 220 amino acids. Gene Ontology annotation, molecular function: manganese ion binding.